AUGUACGGCUGUGUUUACCUCCGGAGCUCAAAUAUAAAUACACCUCCUACACACCUCCCUCUCCUUGUUACCCUCUCUCACCUGCACGCCUCCCUCUCCUUGUUACCCUCUCUCACCUGCACGCCUCCCUCUCCUUGUUACCCUCUCUCACCUGCACACCUCCCUCUCCUUGUUACCCUCUCUCACCUGCACACCUCCCUCUCCUUGUUACCCUCUCUCACCUGCACACCUCCCUCUCCUUGUUACCCUCUCUCACCUGCACACCUCCCUCUCCUUGUUACCCUCUCUCACCUGCACACCUCCCUCUCCUUGUUACCCUCUCUCACCUGCACGCCUCCCUCUCCUUGCUUGUUACCCUCUCUCACCUGCACACCUUCCUCUCCUUGUUACCCUCUCUCACCUGCACACCUCCCUCUCCUUGUUACCCUCUCUCACCUGCACGCCUCCCUCUCCUUGUUACCCUCUCUCACCUGCACACCUCCCUCUCCUUGUUACCCUCUCUCACCUGCACACCUCCCUCUCCUUGUUACCCUCUCUCACCUGCACGCCUCCCUCUCCUUGUUACCCUCUCUCACCUGCACACCUCCCUCUCCUUGUUACCCUCUCUCACCUGCACACCUCCCUCUCCUUGUUACCCUCUCUCACCUGCACACCUCCCUCUCCUUGUUACCCUCUCUCACCUGCACACCUCCCUCUCCUUGUUACCCUCUCUCACCUGCACGCCUCCCUCUCCUUGUUACCCUCUCUCACCUGCACACCUUCCUCUCCUUGUUACCCUCUCUCACCUGCACACCUCCCUCUCCUUGUUACCCUCUCUCACCUGCACGCCUCCCUCUCCUUGUUACCCUCUCUCACCUGCACGCCUCCCUCUCCUUGUUACCCUCUCUCACCUGCACGCCUCCCUCUCCUUGUUACCCUCUCUCACCUGCACACCUCCCUCUCCUUGUUACCUUCUCUCACCUGCACGCCUCCCUCUCCUUGUUACCCUCUCUCACCUGCACGCCUCCCUCUCCUUGUUACCCUCUCUCACCUGCACACCUCCCUCUCCUUGUUACCCUCUCUCACCUGCACACCUCCCUCUCCUUGUUACCCUCUCUCACCUGCACACCUCCCUCUCCUUGUUACCCUCUCUCACCUGCACACCUCCCUCUCCUUGUUACCCUUUCUCACCUGCACGCCUCCCUCUCCUUGUUACCCUCUCUCACCUGCACACCUUCCUCUCCUUGUUACCCUCUCUCACCUGCACACCUCCCUCUCCUUGUUACCCUCUCUCACCUGCACGCCUCCCUCUCCUUGUUACCCUCUCUCACCUGCACGCCUCCCUCUCCUUGUUACCCUUUCUCACCUGCACACCUCCCUCUCCUUGUUACCCUCUCUCACCUGCACGCCUCCCUCUCCUUGUUACCCUUUCUCACCUGCACACCUCCCUCUCCUUGUUACCCUCUCUCACCUGCACACCUCCCUCUCCUUGUUACCCUCUCUCACCUGCACGCCUCCCUCUCCUUGUUACCCUCUCUCACCUGCACGCCUCCCUCUCCUUGUUACCCUCUCUCACCUGCACGCCUCCCUCUCCUUGUUACCCUCUCUCACCUGCACGCCUCCCUCUCCUUGUUACCCUCUCUCACCUGCACGCCUCCCUCUCCUUGUUACCCUCUCUCACCUGCACACCUCCCUCUCCUUGUUACCCUCUCUCACCUGCACACCUCCCUCUCCUUGUUACCCUCUCUCACCUGCACGCCUCCCUCUCCUUGUUACCCUCUCUCACCUGCACGCCUCCCUCUCCUUGUUACCCUCUCUCACCUACACGCCUCCCUCUCCUUGUUACCCUCUCUCACCUGCACACCUCCCUCUCCUUGUUACCCCUCUCUCACCUGCACACCUCCCUCUCCUUGUUACCCUCUCUCACCUGCACGCCUCCCUCUCCUUGUUACCCUCUCUCACCUGCACACCUCCCUCUCCUUGUUACCCUCUCUCACCUGCACACCUCCCUCUCCUUGUUACCCUCUCUCACCUGCACGUCUCCCUCUCCUUGUUACCCUCUCUCACCUGCACACCUCCCUCUCCUUGUUACCCUCUCUCACCUGCACGCCUCCCUCUCCUUCUUACCCUCUCUCACCUGCACACCUCCCUCUCCUUGUUACCCUCUCUCACCUGCACGCCUCCCUCUCCUUGUUACCCUCUCUCACCUGCACACCUCCCUCUCCUUGUUACCCUCUCUCACCUGCACACCUCCCUCUCCUUGUUACCCUCUCUCACCUGCACGUCUCCCUCUCCUUGUUACCCUCUCUCACCUGCACACCUCCCUCUCCUUGUUACCCUCUCUCACCUGCACACCUCCCUCUCCUUCUUACCCUCUCUCACCUGCACACCUCCCUCUCCUUGUUACCCUCUCUCACCUGCACACCUCCCUCUCCUUGUUACCCUCUCUCACCUGCACGCCUCCCUCUCCUUGUUACCCUCUCUCACCUGCACGCCUCCCUCUCCUUGUUACCCUCUCUCACCUGCACGCCUCCCUCUCCUUGUUACCCUCUCUCACCUGCACGCCUCCCUCUCCUUGUUACCCUCUCUCACCUGCACACCUCCCUCUCCUUGUUACCCUCUCUCACCUGCACGUCUCCCUCUCCUUGUUACCCUCUCUCACCUGCACGCCUCCCUCUCCUUGUUACCCUCUCUCACCUGCACACCUCCCUCUCCUUGUUACCCUCUCUCACCUGCACGUCUCCCUCUCCUUCUUACCCUCUCUCACCUGCACACCUCCCUCUCCUUGUUACCCUCUCUCACCUGCACACCUCCCUCUCCUUGUUACCCUCUCUCACCUGCACGCCUCCCUCUCCUUGUUACCCUCUCUCACCUGCACGCCUCCCUCUCCUUGUUACCCUCUCUCACCUGCACGCCUCCCUCUCCUUGUUACCCUCUCUCACCUGCACGCCUCCCUCUCCUUGUUACCCUCUCUCACCUGCACGCCUCCCUCUCCUUGUUACCCUCUCUCACCUGCACACCUCCCUCUCCUUGUUACCCUCUCUCACCUGCACGUCUCCCUCUCCUUGUUACCCUCUCUCACCUGCACACCUCCCUCUCCUUGUUACCCUCUCUCACCUGCACACCUCCCUCUCCUUGUUACCCUCUCUCACCUGCACGCCUCCCUCUCACGUCAUUUAUUAUUCAGUCCCUGAGCUACGGCUUUACCUCCACCGCCAUCGACGAAAACAAGUGCAGCAGAACGUGUUAGCGAUGGCGGGUGUGUGUUGGUUCCAGUCCCCAGAACACGUCCGCCGCUCGUUGACCGUUGAGCCGGCGGUGAUGGCGGCGGCGGCGGCGGCGGACGGGAAGGCGGCCUCCGGGACUUGUCUGGUCUUUAAGAGUCUUUGGAGAGCCAAUUACUACGCUGCUGCUGCACACAGACUCUGCUACACGCUCAGGGGGGGAGGUGGUGGGGGGAGAUGGAGGGGGGGGAGAUGGAGGGGGGGGGAGGUGGAGGGGGGGAGGGAGGGGGAGGAGAGAGGGAGACAGGGAAGAGGAUGA
Knipowitschia caucasica is the source of this 3522-nucleotide messenger RNA. Lineage: Eukaryota; Metazoa; Chordata; Actinopteri; Gobiiformes; Gobiidae. The record is from the annotation of a GenBank genome assembly.